This is a messenger RNA of Labrus mixtus (cuckoo wrasse), 943 nucleotides long. It is a transcript of the gene rgcc, whose product is annotated as regulator of cell cycle. Gene Ontology annotation, biological process: regulation of cell cycle. The record is from RefSeq and is a predicted model, not a curated record. The coding region runs from base 133 to 513 and encodes 126 amino acids. The transcript is spliced from 5 exons. Lineage: Eukaryota; Metazoa; Chordata; Actinopteri; Labriformes; Labridae.
UCCUCGACUCGGAGGGUCAGUUCAAGACCUGCAGUGAGACUCGUAGAAGACAGUUUUGGACUUUACUCUGAGCGACGUUCAAGUAUAAACUAAGAUUAUUUCCGGACCGGAAAAUCUAAAAUCACUGGAAUAAUGAAGUCUCCAAAACUGAGAGCCCAAGCGAAGUUCGUCAACGAGGAGGACCUGGACGACGUGCUGUGCGAGUUCGACGCGGUGAUCGAAGACUUCACGUCGCCGGUGGAGAAGCGUCACUUCAGGUACGACGAGCACCUGAAGACGGUGAAGAGGAGGAGCUGCGCGAGCGUCAGCGACAGCGGCAUCAGCGACUCAGAGAGUGCAGAGUCUCUCAACAGAAACAGCUUCAGCUUCAGUGACGAGAGGCUCAACUCCCCCACCGUGCUCUCCCCCACCAACUCCUCACCUCCUCUCAUGUCACCAAAACCCAAACUGGGCGACACUAAAGAGCUGGAGGACUUCAUCGCCGACCUCGACAGGACAUUAGAGAGCAUGUGACGAGGAGGCUCAGAGUCGUCUUGGAGUGCAGCCACACGAGGGAAGGAGGGAGUGAAUGUUUGGACCCCCCCCCCCCCCCCCCCCGAGCAGCAUACGCCCGGCUCCUACACCCAAAACCACCCAACAGGAUACAGCUGGAUCCCAGCGGCGUCCAAGCAGCUCCACCACGGCACCAGCUCCUAAAUUUAACCCGUCAGCCAUCUACUCACUUCAACCACCUGGAUACUGGGGCUGUAAGGGCAGCGAAGAGGGCCAAAUUUAGCUUAGCAGGAAACCUGAGGACACAGCAUGAUGCAAUGGACUCCAUGAAUCAUUACGAGGAGUGAGGAGGCGUGAAUGAAACGCCGCAGAGAGUCACUGGAACUUUUACUGUCAGAUCACAUCAACACUCCAACCCCUGAGCUGGAAGAGUAUUUAAAAAAAAAAAGAA